GGAAGCCCCGGGUCCUGUUGAUGUGCAACACGACCUGCGGGCCAGUUAAAACUUUUGGCCGCUUUUGGCAGGUAAGACGUUUUAGCAAAAAUAUCACUGUCAACACUGUCAGGCAGGUUAUGGCAGCAGCAGGCAAGGCCAAAGAGAAAGAGCCGGUGGAUAUAGUUCACCAGAAUGCGAUUCACGUGGAGACCAUCCUGAAGGAGCAGAGGAGUCAGAAGCUCUACACCGAGUUCAGCAUUAAUCCUUUCAAAAAGCUGCAUGUUUUGACCAACAAACCCAUGUCAAGGACUACAUAUGAAGAGGCAGAGGAAGACCCUGCCUUCCUAAAGAUUAUUCAUGGAGCACAUUUGGAACCAACAAAGAAGUACACUCAUGCCAUGACGGAGUCUCAAGAAAUUGGGUGGAUAUCCACUCCUCUGAUUGUUUCGGAUCGCGCAGAUAGAAGACUGAACUUCCCACGGCAGAAUUCGGAGAUUACCAAAUACAUGGAUGCUGCCUGGCGUCUGAAGGAGCAAACCCAGAACCUUGGAUGAAAUUCACAGUUUUAUCUGCAACGACCACAAUGUGUUGCUCUCAGGAUUCUCCAAACACGGAAAAUAAUUUGUCUUAUUGUGCUUACUGUCUUGUAUUAAAUCAUAGCACCAUAUCAUGAGCAAGAGUAGUACGGUUUUCCAGUCAUCAGCCUUGGCUGUCUGUUGGUAAUCAACGUGACUGAGAAAGCACGUUUGGAUCAAAUGUACAAAAUGUAAUUUCAUGUCAAAAUAUGAAUUGCAUGGGAAUAUUUUGCAAAUGAGCUCUUCACGAGGGAAAAAUCCAUAAACAUUCUGACAAGCAGCUAAUGAACAAUUGACUUAUUCACAUGUUUUAUGCAGGUGCAAUUCUGCUGAGUCAGAGUUACAUCUGGAAGUGGAAAUUGUUUCUUUUGUAUUCCAGUGAUAUAUGACAGUUUAUAAAUAAUCAGGAUGUGGCAGUAAAUGUUAGUUUGUUCUAGAGUGAUUUGCUGUACUUUAAGAAGGGAUAAAUACAUUAAUGUGAAAUCCUUGUUUUA
This is a messenger RNA of Pygocentrus nattereri (red-bellied piranha), 1051 nucleotides long. It is a transcript of the gene cfap144, whose product is annotated as family with sequence similarity 183 member A. Gene Ontology annotation, cellular component: ciliary base. Bases 21 to 536 code for a protein of 171 amino acids. Lineage: Eukaryota; Metazoa; Chordata; Actinopteri; Characiformes; Serrasalmidae. The transcript is spliced from 4 exons. The record is from RefSeq and is a predicted model, not a curated record.